CACCGCUUCUAACUUCCAUCUGUCCUGCUCCCAUUGGUCCACACUCGGUCCGUCUGGUGUUUUGAUUGGGUGUCAUCCCAUCGAUCACCUCUCUGCUGCUUCUCAUUGCUCGAACCCGGUUGAAAGGGGCGGGGUAACGGUAUGUUGACAGAAUAUUCCUACUGCGCAGGGCGAAUCAUCUUCGUUACUAAAAGAGAGAGAGAGAGACAUAUUAUAUACUGUAGUCUACAGUAGCCAAAUUACACCCGGAAAGUCUCACCACCAAGGCCAUGGAGUCGAAUUGGAUCGCCGUGGUCUGUGUGCUCCUACUCGGUUUGAUGCAGAGCAGCCUUGGAGCGGAGCAGCGGGUCAUCCCUCCAGAGAAUCUCUUGGUAAUAACAGUAGCUACAGAGGACACUGAUGGCUUCACCCGCUUUAUGAGAACCAGCAAAGAGUUCAACUAUACUGUUAAGGUGCUGGGUCUAGGUGAACAGUGGAAGGGAGGAGACGUUGCUCGUACUGUAGGAGGAGGUCAGAAAGUUCGCUGGCUGAAGACAGAACUCCUCAAACACUCUGCCAAGAAGGACAUGGUCAUUAUGUUUGUGGACAGUUAUGAUGUAAUCCUAGCCAGUGGUCCAGAAGAGUUGCUGUGGAAGUUUUCCAGACUGGGUCAUCGGCUGGUGUUCUCUGCCGAGGGCUUCUGUUGGCCUGACCAGAAACUAGCCCCCAAAUACCCCCCUGUCCACACCGGGAAGAGAUACCUCAACUCUGGAGGGUUUAUAGGGUAUGCUCCAGAGCUCAGUGAGAUUGUUCAACAGUGGAAACUUAAAGACAACGAUGAUGACCAACUCUUCUACACUAAGAUCUACCUGGACAAAGUACAACGGACCAAGUACAACAUGACUCUGGACCAUCGCUCUAGAAUCUUCCAGAACCUCAACGGAGCCAUCGAGGAGGUGGUGCUGAAGUUUGAGAAGGCUCGUGUCCGUGCGAGGAACGUGGCCUAUGACACACUUCCUGUUAUUAUCCAUGGCAACGGACCCACCAAGCUCCAGUUGAACUACCUGGGUAACUAUGUCCCGACUGCCUGGACUCACGAGACCGGCUGUGGGAUCUGUGACGACGACCUGAUAUACCUCAACGACACGCCUGUACGUACCUGUGUCUCUGUCUCUGUACAGACUGUUUCAUAGCCGACUCCCUUCCUGGAAGAGUUUCUAGAGAGACUGACCACCCUCAACUACCCAACCAGCCGCAUCAGACUGUUUAUACACAACAACGUGGUGUAUCAUGAGCAGAACAUUCAGCGCUUCUGGGAGAAGCAUCGUGUUCUGUUCCCUGACGCCAGGCUGGUCGGACCGGAGGAGAACCUACAACAGGACCAGGCUAGAACCAUGGCUGUGGAGGCGUGUAAGAAGGACAGUCAGUGUGAUUACUACUUCAGUAUCGAUGCUGAUGUUGUCAUCGUCAACCCUGAUGUUCUCCGUAUCCUUAUAGAAGAGAACAAGUCAGUGAUAGCCCCCAUGUUGUCCAGACAUGGCAAACUGUGGUCUAAUUUCUGGGGAGCUCUGAGUCCUGAGGGGUUCUACUCUCGAUCUGAAGACUACAUCGAUAUUGUACAGGGCAAGAGAGCUGGUCUAUGGAACGUUCCCUAUAUAACUCAGGUCUACAUGAUAAAGGGGUCAGUCUUGAGAGGUAGACUGUCUCAGGUCAGUCUGUACAGUCAGGAGGGGAUGGACCCAGAUAUGGUGUUCUGCAGGGCCGUACGAGACCAGGGAGUGUUUAUGUUUGUGUCUAAUCGUGAUGAGUUUGGUCGUCUGGUCUCCUCCUCCAACUACAACACCAGCAGACUUCAUCCGGACAUGUGGCAGAUCUUUGACAACCCUCUGGACUGGAAGGAGAAGUAUAUCCAUGAAAACUACUCUAAGAUCUUUGAAGACAACCAGACCAUCGUGGAGCAGCCGUGUCCUGAUGUGUACUGGUUCCCAUCCUUUACAGACAGGAUGUGUGAUGACCUGGUGGAAACCAUGGAAGACUUUGGAGAAUGGAGUGGAGGAAGACAUACGGAUGAGCGUCUUGGGGGCUAUGAGAACGUCCCUACUGUAGAUAUUCAUAUGAACCAGAUUGGCUUUGAGAAGGAGUGGCUCAAGUUCCUAAAAGAAUACAUCAGCCCUGUUACUGAGAAACUCUACCCAGGCUACUUCCCCAAGGCCCAGGCGGUGAUGAAUUUUGUAGUCCGGUAUCGUCCAGAUGAACAGCCGUCUCUCCGUCCGCAUCACGACUCCUCCACCUUCACCAUCAACGUAGCACUCAACAGCAAGGGAAUGGAUUACCAG
Messenger RNA from Oncorhynchus tshawytscha (Chinook salmon), 2315 nucleotides. Its product is annotated as multifunctional procollagen lysine hydroxylase and glycosyltransferase LH3. Gene Ontology annotation, biological process: peptidyl-lysine hydroxylation. The record is from RefSeq and is a predicted model, not a curated record. Gene Ontology annotation, cellular component: endoplasmic reticulum. Gene Ontology annotation, molecular function: iron ion binding; procollagen glucosyltransferase activity; procollagen-lysine 5-dioxygenase activity. Lineage: Eukaryota; Metazoa; Chordata; Actinopteri; Salmoniformes; Salmonidae.